Megalobrama amblycephala (Wuchang bream) is the source of this 992-nucleotide messenger RNA. RefSeq names its product linkage group 19 C11orf58 homolog (gene lg19h11orf58). Bases 112 to 624 code for a protein of 170 amino acids. The record is from RefSeq and is a predicted model, not a curated record. Lineage: Eukaryota; Metazoa; Chordata; Actinopteri; Cypriniformes; Xenocyprididae. The transcript has 5 exons.
AGAUGCACUGCGCGCAGGUCAUGAUAGCUACUAGCUGCUAAGUUAACGGUGGAGCAGACAGGCAGGCGCAAGCAAUGUUGAUUUGACUACUGUUGUUCAAAACCUUUGAAAAUGAGUUCUUCAGACGAAAAAUGUAAAGGCACAAAACGACCCGCAUCUCCAGAUGAAACCGGAUCCACACAAUGGACAUCAGCAGAUUUAGGGACAGACGAAAGGAAGCAGAAGUUUUUGAGGCUGAUGGGAGCAGGAAAGAAAGAGCACACUGGACGCCUUGUUAUUGGGGAUCACAAGUCAACGUCCCAUUUCCGCAGUGGGUCAGAGGAUCAGAAGAUUAAUGCAGAGCUGGAACACCAGUAUCAACAGGGUCUGGAUGGGAAGAUAUCAGGGAGGAACAGGAGACACGUCGGCCUGGGCUUUAGUGAGCCCGAUCCACCCGCUGUGAGUCUAAGCGCUGCUGUGCCAGAGAAGUCAGACAGUUCAGAAAAGGCCAGUGAACAACCAUCAGAACCACAGAAGGAAGAGAAAACACCUUCAUCCAAGGCAGAGCUCAAGAAACAGGAAGAGCACACAGACUCAGAGGACAAGAAAAAGACUUUUAAAAUGGCAUUUGUAAAAGCCACAUAAAUGGCUUUUUUUGUCGUUUUUUUUUUUUUUGCAAUUUCUUUAUCUCCUAAAAUGUUCCAGUAAUUCAUUGAGAGUGAGAGCACAUUUUUAUUUCCUUUAAAAAAGAUGAAAUUGUGGUUUUCAAUUUUAAAUGUAAUCACGUCAGUGCCAUGUUAUUUGGACUUGAACUUGUUGAGAACUGUUUCUUCUGUACAAAUUAAAGAAAUAGUUCCUACAAGAAAUGAAAUCCUGUCGGUCUACUCAGCCCUUAAGAUUUCAUAUAAACAUGAGGAUGGGCAGAAACUGAGGCUAUCAAGAAACGUUUGCAGACAAAAUGUCAAUUUUGUGUAUCAAGUCAAUGUGUGAAUAUCAAUAAACAGUAAAAAUUG